GGAAGGGAGUCAUUUGGUCCUUGUUCCUUUUUUCCGCUGUUUUUUCUCUCAAAAAAAAAUUAUAUCUUUUCUCCUCGCGCCCUUACCCUUAUGGAACCCUCACACUGCGGCGAUAUGCUGCAAGGGGCUCUGUCGGAGGGUACCUUGUCAGAGGCUAUUCCAGCCCCCCCUCCAGGGCCGUCUUUGAUUUCUGUUUCGGCCACUGUUCCAGGGCCGGUUACUGACGGCGCGGCAGCAGCCGUAGCCAUUGAAAGCUCUGAGACGGCUUCGUGCCUAGAGCUGGCUCCGCCGCGAAAGGCAGCAAAGAAAGCGAAGCAUUUAAAGGAGCCCAACGAGGGGAAAAAAGAAAAGGAAGAAGCAGCUGGCCUCCGGCGGGGCUCCGCUAAGCGAGAGGUUACAGCUACAGGCAGUUCGGGCGCAGUUGCCCUCGUCGGCAGUUGCCAAUUUUCCCGCCGUUUAUCCGGCGGCCAUUUUGGUGGCUUCCCCUACCGUAGAUUCUCGGAGUGCUCCGCCUGGGGAUAUCAGCUCACAGGGAGCGUCCAGCACGGGGCCGGCGGGGGAUCAUGUUAGGGGGCCUCAUGGAGAACUCCUCUUCCCCAAUCAAUGAACUGAGUCAAGUUCCCCUGCCAGUGAUGCUGCUCCCUGAUGACUUCAAAGCCAAUUCCAAAAUAAAGGUGAACAAUCAUCUCUUCAACAGAGAAAACCUGCCCAGCCAUUUCAAGUUCAAGGAGUACUGCCCACAGGUCUUCCGCAAUCUCCGCGAACGCUUCAACAUAGAUGAUCAGGAUUAUCAGGUUUCUCUGACACGCAGCCCACCUACCUAUGAGACUGAGGGUGGUGGGGGACGCUUCCUCAUGUCUUAUGACAGGACAUUGGUGAUAAAGGAGAUCUCCAGUGAAGAUGUGGCUGAUGUGCACAGCCUUCUCUCCCAUUACCACCAGUACAUUGUGAAGUGUCAUGGGAGCACUCUCUUGCCCCAAUUCUUGGGCAUGUACCGGCUCAGCGUGGAGAGUGAGGAGAGCUAUGUGGUAAUCAUGAGGAACAUGUUCAGCCACAGACUUACCGUGCACAGGAAGUAUGAUCUGAAGGGUUCUCUGGUAUCCCGUGAAGCCAGUGAUAAAGAGAAGGGCAAAGAACUGCCAACGCUAAAAGACAUUGACUUUCUAAACGUGAACCAGAAAGUGUACAUCAGUGAAGAGGCCAAGAAGGACUUCAUGGAGAAGUUAAAGCGAGAUGUUGAGUUCCUAGUACAACUAAAGAUUAUGGACUACAGCCUCCUGUUGGGGAUCCAUGAUGUGCAGCGAGCUGAGCAGGAAGAAGACGAGGAUCUGAAAGAAGAAGAGGAGGAUGGAGAGGGUGAACCUGGGGGUAUGGCAUCAGUUGGUUCCUAUGGAACAUCUCCUGAGGGCAUUGGCAGCUAUCUCAACUCCCACAAGCCUCUGGGGCCUGGUGACUUUGACCCUUAUGUUGAUGUCUAUGCCAUCAAAAGUGCUGAAAACAGUCCCCAGAAGGAGGUUUACUUCAUGGGCUUGAUUGACAUCCUCACACAGUAUGAUGCCAAGAAGAAGGCUGCACAUGCAGCUAAGACAGUCAAGCAUGGGGCUGGUGCGGAGAUCUCCACGGUGCACCCAGAGCAAUACGCCAAACGCUUUCUGGACUUUGUCACUAAUGUAUUUGCUUAGCAGUGUGAAGUACACCUUGUUGGCUAAAGCUGAAGAUCAAAGGUUUUCCUGUCCUCUGUAGUUCUCCCUCAUCCCACCCCGCCAAUUCUCAGUAAGAGGGAUGGUUUCCCUUUGCUGUAUGGAUCAGCAGGAGAGUUGGGUUGGCCUCAGACAAGCCCCAUAGUGGUUGGUCUGGGGGAUGGCUGCCAAAUCAAGUGCCUUAACUUAGACUUUCUGCUGGGAUGACAGUGGUCCAAAGUGCCAAAGAGCUGCUUUAUGCCUGCCUAUUGAGGCAGCUUCUCCUGCUCUCUCGCAGGAGCAGGUCAAAGAAGGCUGGCUGUGAAGAUUCAUCCCAGCAUUGACCUCCUCUAUCCCUUAGAGUUUGUCAGUGGUAAACUACCUGGUGACUCUGGUUAGGGUAAAAUCUAAACUCACAUAUUGGGUUAUAGCAUUAAGUAAUAUUUUAUUCCGAAACAGAAUAAUAUGCAAUAAGAACUUAAUCUUGUGCCUUGGAAGAAGGGGGCUCAAUGGGAUCUUCCCCAUCUACAUAAUCUGUUUCCUCUGGGGGUGACUGACAAAAUAUCCAUUUACCCUGUGAUAUCCAGUGGUACUACCUACUUGUUUCAAAGCCCCUCUGCUAAUUCUUUUCCUCCCUCCAGUGCUGGGAGACUGUAUUUGCCUCUCCCCCACAUAGUAGUGUUGGUCCCUGCUUAGCACUCUUGCCAGUAGUAGAGACCUGCCUUCUUCUCAUGAACAUUCUAAGAGUCCAACACUGCACUCCAGUUCCCCUUGGACUCUUUCCCCUCUGGCACUGCAGCCUCUUCAAACCUUGUUGCCCAAUUUCUGCUCCAUAUGAUAGACCCUUUUCCAAGGUCUACCGCUUUCCAUCAUUCUGCAAUGAUGUUGUUCUCCCCCUACCCCCAAUAGAUGGCGGAUGGGUACUAAUGCUAGUACAGGGAGACCGACCCCUGGCUGGCACUCUUUCCAUAGUUUCUUUGUCAUAAUGUUUGACAUAGUGAGGGGCUUGCAGUACUCCCUUAGCAGAAGGAGAUGUGGAGAGAGGAUUAUUCUGACCCUGGUGCAAUAUACCCAGUACUUUCUCUCACUCUGAUGUGCACUUGAGUGGGCUGAGUCAUGCUGCUACAUAGUAAAGCUGUGUCUUUCUGCGACACAGCCCAUAGUAGGUCCUGACUGUCUCUGCACCAGCCUCACUCAAGGAUAGCCUAUCAGAUUCCAAAGUCUCUGGGAGUGAAAACCCUACCCCACAUCUAGGUGGGAAUUGAACUAGGGCUGACUUUAGCAUAUUGCUGGGCUAUUUCAGAAGCAUUAGUGUGUAUGUUGCUGUUCUUCUGUGAAAGGAGCUCUAGCCAUUUUCUCUUUCCUUCAGGGUGUGUGUGUGCGUGUGCGCACGCGUGUGUGCAGAAGAGCAGGGCUCCCCAAAGACCCCAAACAGUGAACAUAGUGAGAGAUGCGUGCAAGGAACAAGAUUAAGUGAUCACAAGUCCGUUGCUCCUACCUGCCACGGUAGGCUAACUUGGUGUGCCAUGUCAGCUGCUGUCCUGGUAAGAAGGUAAACUCUUGUGGGAGGACUGGCAGUUGCAUAGCCACCUGAUUUGCUGCUUUAGGCCUGGAACCAAAGGAUAGGAUAGUGCUGGUCUAUUGAUACUCUCCCCUGUGCCCCCAUAGCAGUUAUCCUGGGACUGAUGCCAUUCCUUCUGAUGCAAUAAAGCCUGUGCAAUGGAAACUUGUUUGUGCCCAGGGGCUACACUACAUUCAGCCCCUUUCAGUGUUUUCUAAUUGUAUGAGAUGUUGUAUGUUUCCAGUUCUCUGUAUUGAUAGAAAUAAAUUAUUGAACCAGAA
Messenger RNA from Hemicordylus capensis (graceful crag lizard), 3521 nucleotides. RefSeq names its product phosphatidylinositol-5-phosphate 4-kinase type 2 gamma (gene PIP4K2C). Gene Ontology annotation, molecular function: phosphatidylinositol kinase activity. NCBI's taxonomy places the organism in Eukaryota, Metazoa, Chordata, Lepidosauria, Squamata, Cordylidae. Gene Ontology annotation, biological process: phosphatidylinositol metabolic process. The record is from RefSeq and is a predicted model, not a curated record. The transcript has 10 exons. The coding region runs from base 564 to 1682 and encodes 372 amino acids.